Messenger RNA from Gongylonema pulchrum, 471 nucleotides. Lineage: Eukaryota; Metazoa; Nematoda; Chromadorea; Rhabditida; Gongylonematidae. The record is from the annotation of a GenBank genome assembly.
AUGCUUUUCAAGGAAUUAAAAGAGCGACAUGUGAUGCGUUCGGCCUACGAAAGCGCUUUGAAAGAGACGAAAGCCGCAUUAAAUGCGCGACGUAGUAAAGCAGAAGUUGAUUUUUCACGUGAUCAGAAAAUAACACUGGAAAAUGAAAUUCGUCGGCUGAGACGGUCACGCAUGAUCGCAUUGCAUAACCUCGUCGAGAAACUCGCAGCCGAUGAGUUGACACUGAAAGCUCGACAAUUGGAAACAAGUCAUGCGCUUUUGAGGAAACACCAUGAACAGACCAAAGAACUGGAAUCGGCUCUUUUAAGCGAGAGCCAACGCAUGAAACGACGACAUCUCGAGAGGCAGCAUGAAGCCGAGACCUCAAAUCAGCUGCAGUACAAUCAGCGGGUUGCUGACGAAUUGGCAAAGCGCCAUGCUUUGCAAUCGAAACAGCAACCCAAGGAGCUCAAGGUUCUCAUUGUGUCAUAA